Magnolia sinica is the source of this 908-nucleotide messenger RNA. RefSeq lists its product as uncharacterized. Gene Ontology annotation, biological process: nuclear-transcribed mRNA catabolic process, deadenylation-dependent decay. The coding region runs from base 450 to 908 and encodes 152 amino acids. Lineage: Eukaryota; Viridiplantae; Streptophyta; Magnoliopsida; Magnoliales; Magnoliaceae. Gene Ontology annotation, molecular function: GTP binding; molecular adaptor activity; GTPase activity. The transcript has 3 exons. Gene Ontology annotation, cellular component: P-body; CCR4-NOT core complex. The record is from RefSeq and is a predicted model, not a curated record.
UGGCUCAACAUUAUAGAUCCUACUCGGCCAGAAAAAUCGAAACAAGGGAGCUUUACAAAUCAUUUUCCACCAGAAAGAUUCGAAAAGAGAAUCUCACUUCAGUGGUGAGAUGACAUGGCAAGAUUUGAUUGAUAGGGUCGCAUGCUUAUAGAUACCCAACAGUGUAAGGUCCACCAAUCAAAUCUUUCCACAUCAUCUCACCACCCAAUUUAGGUAUUACCUCAGAAAAUAUCUAAUCCGUGACUACGUGUAUGAGACCAUAGAUGAUGAAAUUAGUUGAAUGCCACACAACAUGGAUACCAUUUAAUAUUGAAUUUGGACCGUCAAUAAAUUUUUCAUAACUGCUCAUUUAUUUUGUCCUUGUGUGGCCCAACAUGUCUUUUUUGAAAAUUUGUUUGUGGGAACGUUGUUUGGAGCAUUAAUUCAGUUUUGAGUUUGUUGUUUAUUUCAUGCAGGAACCUGCAUCAGAGAUACAGGACAAGAUUUUAUUUAUGAUUAAUAAUAUUUCAGCUUCAAAUAUGGAUGUGAAAGCAAAAGAAUUUACUGAUGUCCUGAAAGAGCAGUACUAUCCAUGGUUUGCUCAAUAUAUGGUGAUGAAAAGAGCAAGCAUUGAGCCAAAUUUUCAUGAGCUGUACUUGAAGUUCUUGGGGAAAGUUAAUUCAAGAAUGCUGAAUAAGAAGAUUGUCAAAGCUACUUAUGAGAAUUGCAAGACACAGACGAAUGAGGUCCAGCCAGAGCUUCUACAAGGGAUCUUCAAGUACUUGGAAUGCAGUUUUGUCAUCAGGAACGUCGAACAACAAUUCAAAUACACUGAGGUGCUUUCGACUCCUUUAAAAAACCAACCAUCCACUCUUUUUUUCAACUUCCACAAAAAGAAGUGUGGUUGUAAGCACGCCAAUGACUACUAA